CGCAAAUAUUUUACCAAAAAAAGUAUACGCAAAUAAUAUUUAAGAGCUGUAGAGAGAGAAAUUACCUAACUGGCUGUAACAUGUAAGUCUGCAUGGAAUUUAAGAGCUCUGCCUAAUUAGUGUACAUACAAUAGAAUAUAUAAUUGAACUGCUAAUAAGUCAACAAAGAUUUCAUUAUAAAUAUAUAACAAUCCCCACUGAUUUAAUUUGUAUAAUCCAAGUUUAACAGAAACAAACAAUUAGUUAAGUGUAAGAAAUGGCAAAGACCCUCAAUUCAAUCUGCUUCGCCACUCUUUUGCUCGUUGUCUUGUUAAUGUCCACCGAAAUCCAGAAGAGCGAGGCGACUUGUAAGAAGUUCUUAGGCGAAGCCCCAGUGCAUCCAUGUAAGGAAAAAGCUUGUAAGGAAGUGUGUAAGGAACAUUACUACCACUCAUGUAAAGGAGAGUGUGAGAUGCAUGGCUACGAAGAGCAUUGCCACUGUUACGGAAAAUACUGAAAAUUACACAAAUAAAAUAUCGUAUGAAAUAAAAACAAAUAAAAUCUUAUACAUAUAUAAUGUAAUUGUGGUAUGUUCGAUCUAAUAAGGUAUGUAUGUUUAAGUUGUUUGCUUCAAGUAAAAUGAAGAAUGUUGACCUUCUAAGUUUAUAAUAAGAUCAUGUUGUAUGCUGUUUCGUAUUAAUAAUAAACUAUACUUGUGUUAUGUCUACGUACUUUAAUUCGAUUUAGAUUAAAAAAUACGCACUCGUUUUCUUCACGAUUUUCGUUAUAAUGCUAUCUCUAGCAAAUCGCAAGUAUUAUAAAUCAUAUGCAGCUACAUAUCCACAUAAUGCAUGCUAUUGACAAAUAUAUUAUGGUGACACUAUAAUUUGUAUUUAUUCAGAACUCGGUGAUGAUAAACUUCUUAGUUUCGAGAAUAACUAUUUUACUUUCCCCUACGCUGAUUACCAAAAUUCUUAUUAAACACACAAACUUAUGAAAGUAUAAACUCCACUACUGUUAAUUUCUUCUUGGUAAAUACGUUUUACUCAGGAAAGAUUGAGUAAGCCGUUUUUGUUCAGAGAAUAUCUAAAUUAACUAGGCUUUCAUUUAUAUUUUAUUGUAUACACUAAUUCAAGCAUGCAUUAAAAUGUUUAGGGAACUAGGGUUCUAGCCAGGAGCCUUUGCCGCAAUAAUCUUUCUAUUUAAACCGUUAGCAUUAUAAAGCUAUAGAAAUUAUAAAUCAAAUAAAAAGGGGAGAAGGAUUUGACUUUAAAGCUUUUAAAAGGUCGAGAUAGAUUACCUUACCCGGAUGGUUAAAAGACAUUAAUGAGGAGUUUCAUUAUGAACUAUAGCUAGAAUCAAGUGGCCAUGAAGUCUAGCUAGCUAUACGAAACAAUUACUAUGGAUCAAAUGACCUCUAUAGAAUUAGCCAAUUAGGUAAUACUGCCACUAAGAAAACUUGAAAAUUUGGUUAUUUUAUACCGUUUAAUUUAAUUACUCCCCAAUAAAGCAAAAGGUUGGCAGCAUAUCUAAAUUUUUACUACCAUUUCCAAAGCCAUGCUCGUUAAAAUGAGGAAAAAUCACAUAGCCAACAAAACUCUUCUCAUACCUUUCUACUUCUUUUCUUCCUCUUGUCAGUUGUCACCAGUUCUACUUCUCUACAUCCUCCUAAACCCUUCAAACACUUUUGGUCACCGAAAACCCACCGGUCAAGUUUCCUGCGAACAAUCUGAUCAUGAUACUUCUUUAUCCGGAUUCGUUUUAUGUAUCUCAACCUUUUAUAAUUUAUUUC
This is a messenger RNA of Brassica napus (rape), 1771 nucleotides long. Its product is annotated as defensin-like protein 204. The record is from RefSeq and is a predicted model, not a curated record. Bases 257 to 496 code for a protein of 79 amino acids. The transcript is spliced from 2 exons. Lineage: Eukaryota; Viridiplantae; Streptophyta; Magnoliopsida; Brassicales; Brassicaceae.